AAAUAGUGGAAAGUAACCUCGUCUAUAACUUCCGCCUUCAACCGUUUGUUAUCAAAAUUUUGUUUUAAGCAUUUUUACACGAAUAACACGCAUCUUUACAUCGGUGGUAACAGGUGUUAACGUUAUUGGUGUACACAAGCCAUCUCAAACCGAGACCCAGACGCCUAAGACGGAGGCAUGAGAACUGUAGUGUGCCCCUGCAUGCACAACAACAACAACACUAAUUUUCUUAUUUUCCUACCGACAAGAACUGAAAUGUUAUUUUUAAGGACAAAUAAAGCAACCAAGAUAACAUGAUCAGAGGAUGCUCAUAGACAAGAACAUUUACGACGUGCCAUUAUACCAUCUACUCCUCGGUUGUCCACAAACUAACUAUACUGAAUGGUUCAUUUAGUCUCCUGGGGAUGGCUGCCGACACCAACAUCUUCACCGAUAAGCAGACCAAUAACUGGUUCAAAGCGUGCAUUGCCCUCAAUUUGACAAAGGAUGGAUUGACCGACCUUGUUGUGACGGAAUUAUUAAACGUCCAAACAAAAGUUGGUAGAAGUUGUGGACAAUGCUUUAUUCAAAACCUUAUACCGUGUCCAACUCAGGACGUGUGUAAAAAGAGGAAAGGAAAUAACUGUUCUUUCCACAAUUCACUACAACCAAAGUCAUGCCAAACAUGUGAUAAAGUGAAACAAAAUAUCACAUUGUUACACAGAUUUAAAGGUCCUAGUUGGGCAAACACUAAAGCUGAAUUAUGGGCGACGGAUCCGUGGGAAAUCGGUAAAUGCUACCUCCCACGGGACGGAUAUAGCAGCGUAUCAUCUGUGCAAGAAUCUGACUUCAAUGGUGUGGUUAGCAUUGUGUUGAACUGCACGCAUUUCCAGACAUGCCUCUCCGCCACAUGUCUAUCACCGCCACCACCUGAUAAGCAAUGCCCGCUAGAAAAGGUCCGACAAAUAGGCCGAGAUGUACGCCAUACUGCCGACUGCAAGGUUACAGAUGCUGAUCUGCAGUACUUCUUUCUGACACUGACCACCCUACUAGCGGAUCCAGUCUGCUUAUUGCAUGAUACCUCAGCGACAGAAGCCCGCGUAAAACUCAGUGAUUUGCAGAAUGAUCGUCUAACACUUGUUGAUUUGGGCAAGAUGUUGAAAGAAGCAAAUCAGACCCUCACACAUGCAAAAGAGGCCGGAGAACGUUUUUCCGAAGAGGCUGAAAGGACCCUGAAAGAAGGACUGAAUACAUUAGAAGCUAAAAUACAGGCUGGGAAAGAAUGUCUUGAAAACAAAACACAAACUAGUGAACAACGAAUUGAAAAAAAGGCACUUUCUGGUGAACAACGUCUUGAAAAUAAGACACAGGCUGGAGAACAAAGCAUUGAAAACAAGACACAGUGUGGAGAACAAAGCAUUGAAAACAAGACACAGGCUGGAGAACAACGCCUUGAAAACAAGACACAGUCUGGAGAACAAAGCAUUGAAAACAAGACACAGGCUGGUGAACAAUGCAUUGAAAACAAGACACAGGCUGGAGAACAAAGCAUUGAAGACAAGACACAGGCUGGAGAACAAAGCAUUGAAAACAAGACACAGGCUGGAGAACAAAGCAUUACAAACAAAUCACAGGCUGGAGAACAGCGCAUUGAAAACAAGACACAGGCUGGGGAAAAGAGCAUUGAAAACAAGACACAGGCUGGAGAACAAAUAAUUGAAAACAAGACACAGGCUGGAGAACAACGCAUUGAAAACAAGACACAGGCUGGAGAACAACGCCUUGAAAACAAGACACAGGCUGGAGAACAAAGCAUUACAAACAAGACACAGGCUGGAGAACAAAGCAUUGAACACAAGACACAGGCUGGAGAACAAAGCAUUGAAAACAAGACACAGGCUGGAAAACAAAGCAUUACAAACAAAUCACAGGCUGGAGAACAAAGCAUUGAAAACAAGACACAGGCUGGGGAACAAAGCAUUGAAGACAAGACACAGGCUGGAGAACAAAGAAUUGAAAACAAGACACAGGCUGGGGAAAAGAGCAUUGAAAACAAGACACAGGCUGGAGAACAAAUAAUUGAAAACAAGACACAGACUGGAGAACAAAGCAUUGAAAACAAAACACAGGCUGGAGAGCAAAGCAUUGAAAACAAGACACAGGCUGGAGAACAAUGCAUUGAAAACAAGACACAGGCUGGCGAACAAAGCAUUGAAAACAAGACACAGGAAAGCAUCAACCGCAUAAAUCAAGCAGCGAUUGGAAAGGAGCUAGACGAAUACGAGCGUGACGUAACAGAUCUUCUCAAGCGAUUGGUGAACCAUUACCGUGAUACCGUUUGCUACGUGCCUCUGUCUACUUUGGAUCCUAGUCUCGAUAAGCACGUACAAGACGUCUAUGCCACUCCAAAAAUACACAAGAUGAAGAUAGAGAAUGAUGGUAGACGCACGCAACAGGAAGAAAUAUUGACAUACAAAGAUUGCUUUUAUAGAGGUGAUCAUUUAUGUAGACGUACAUAUUUACAAGGUGAGCCGGGAAGCGGCAAGACAAGUUUUGCUUCCAAAUUAGUUGACGAUUGGUGUAACGUGCAUGAAUCCUCGAAUGAAUCUACAAAGGAACAAACGGCGUUUGUUGAUGUUGAUACCCUUCAUAAAUUCAAGUUUCUCUUCUUCAUUUCGUUGCGCGAUUCGAGAGAACAGACACAUGUAACACAUAUGAUACAAACUCAGCUCAUCUACAAAAUCUACGCGGUAGACGAAUGGGAGAGGGCGUAUAAUCUAGUCUUAAAAAUAAUGAGAAAGGUGAUGUAUCUUGUUGUUCAAGAAGGUCUGGAUGAGUGGUCUGGUAAAGAAGCUCUGCCAUAUAUGGACGGUAUUCCUAAAGAUAAUUGCAUUGUGCUAACAACUUCUCGACCAUGGAAACUCGCGGAUGAACGUAUCAAGAAUUCUCAAAUAGACAUAUUGUUGGAAGUCUACGGAAUAAUCGAUUCCUAUGGAUUCAGUGAAAGGAUACUACGACAUCUUCUUGAUGAAACAAAGGAUUUUAAAGAAACUGUGAUUCAGUUUCAGGUUUUUCUGAUGAGGCGUGGCCUUGAUUCGAUAUCAUCUUCGCCCAUGCUGCACACGCUUGUCCUAUGUACAUGGGUAGAUGAUAUGGCUGAGAGUCUUACCGGAUCGUCAAGGUGUGAAUUGUUUACCACCUUGCUUGAAAACUUAUGUAAAAAAGCUAACCCACAAAUGAGUUAUUUCGAUCAAUACUACCCAUCACCAGUAAACUGCUUUUCUCGCACAAAGUAUGUUAAACCAAACAUGGAACAUAUAGAUGUUAUAGCCAAAGCUGCGUUUUCAUUUUUGUUUUCAAAUGAAAAAGAAACAUCACUAGUGUUCAGCGACAUUAAUCUUUCGGCUCAUUUGUCUGAAAGUACAAAGCAGUUCGCACUACAUUCAGGAUUAAUAUCCAAAAGAAAAAGUAAAAAAUGUUAUGAUAAUACAAGCUCGUUUGUCCACAAGACUGUUCAAGAGUUCUUUGCUGCUCUUCACAUCUCCAACAAUACAGACGUGAUUGAUAACGUUAUUUGCGAAUAUCUCAAAAGUAAUAGGGAUUCUUUUCUGGAUAUUUCUCAAGUUUUCAUAUUUCUUUGUGGCUUCAACAUCUUGGCAGCUAAUAAACUAUCUGCACUGAUGAAUCAGGUCAACGAAGUUAGUCAUGGGGUUGAUCAUUAUGUUUUCCAAUGGGACAUCAUCUCAGGUUAUAGGGAGGCUGUGGCAAACAAGAACACUCCAAUAGACCUACAUCUGAGUCGCUUUGAAGUUAAGUAUUAUAAUGCUGAAGAUUUGAUCAACAUCUUUGCACUGAACGCUUCACGGGCUCGAUCUUUAUGGGUUAAUGGCCAUAUAAGCAGACCUGUAAUAAUACGUUCACAAGACGCGUCGACUUCUCUUUGUCAGGGACCUAGACCUGUCUCAUUAGCUGCACGUGAUUAUGCCGACCCCUCUACAAGAGCGAAGCAGAAAGAAGUCAGAUCGUCUGCAUCUUGUUUGGAAUUCGACUUCUCAGCGUGUCACAACCUGGAACUGUUGGUGCUCGAUGGUUAUAUAACCGUGCUACCAAAUGCACUUGUGGGUUUAAAGAAGUUGAAAUAUCUAGUAAUGAAUUCGAAUUUUAAAUGUGAAGCGCUGGACUUGUCACAGUGUAUACACAUAGAACGGUUGGAGCUAAAUGGUGAUGUAACCGUGCUACCAAAUGCACUUGCGUGUUUAAAGAAGUUGAACUAUCUAGAAAUUAGUUCGGAUUGUAAAUGUAAAGCACUUGACAUGUCACAUUAUGAACACAUAGAAUCAAUAAAUCUCGGAAAAAGAGUAACUUUACUACCACACUGUAUUACUCAUUAUAAGAAUCUGAAAUGUAUUAGAAUAUGCACAGCUUAUAAAGAACUCAAUUUGUCAAUGCUUGUAAACUUAAAUUCGAUAACAAUCAGCAAAAAAGUGCAAGUGUUACAGAAGCCACUUCUCAUUCAUAACAAUCAAAAACUUAAAUCUAUUGGUUUUCAUGAAUUUGAUUUCAACAGGUGUUACAAGAAAGGCAUUCAUACAUGGUGUCUACUAAACGGUGCUGAUCCACUUCUGUGUGCAGACUAUACUCCAGUACUGCCCUCCAUAAAACACAUUGAAUUGUUAAAAGUAACGUGUUCCUCCACCUGGCUAUGCAGUCUGCUCACCACACUGUUUACACUCGAUCAUAGGGUGAAGUGUCGUAUGUGCGAUUGUGACAUAACUUCACUCAAAGUCAGCAAGUCACCUUCCACAUACGCAAGAAUAACAACGGAUUUAAAAAAUACGUGUAUAUUCAAUGUCUCUGUCGAUAGCCCUGGUCUAUGGGAGACUCUGCUCGGUCUAAGUGUCAAGAAUCUGAGUAUUUCAGGUCAGCGUUAUGUUUCUUCGAAUUGGAAAAUUAAUCAUGUAUCGUCAUUGUCACAGUCACUAGCAACCCUCUCACAGCUGGAAACGCUUAGAAUGCAUUUAUCUAGAUAUAUCGACCUACAGCUUCCUCUGUCAUUGAACCAUGUGACUGUCUGUUAUGAUACAUUGUAUCAAUCAGAACUUCGCCAGCUGGUGAAGACACUGUCUGAAUGGACUCACUCACUUGAGGCUAGACUGGAAUUCUGUUGUGGUAGUUUCAAAGACCCGCAUAAUAUUAUUGAGGAAUUCAUCCCCAUUCAACAAGAACUCGAAGCUAUGCAGCAUGUUGAUGUGAAACAAUUUCGAAUAUAUUACCGGACAUCUUCCGACUCUAAAUGGUCUGAACAGGACAUUGUUGCUGAUGAUGGUGAUCAUGGUGAUGUGAUCGUUGAUGAUGAAUUUUGUAUGGGCAGCCUUAGUCGCAUAUUAAUGCGACUUAAGAUUAACUGUGUUUAAAAUCCAAGGGAUACAUGCGGUAUUACAUUAAUAUGUACAUGUUUUAUACGAAAAACAGUUUUUAAUUGGUUUGCAAUGUCUAAUGCAAAUGAAAUGAUUUCAGAUGUGUUAAUUGAUGUUGUUCUUCGUACGAUGAUUAUUUUGGCAUUGAUUAUAUAAAGAACAGAAGGAUAAUGAUAGUAAAUGAUGAAUGAAAUUGUGCAAAUGCUAUGACAACAAUAACGAAUACGACAAUAAAGACGGUGUUGCAGGUGAUAAUGGCGAUGAUGGUGGUGGUGGGGGGUGCUCGUGAAGAUGCUUAUGGUGAUUUUUUCGUAUCAUGAUGACGGUGAUGAUGAUGAAACCUAAUGACCGCC
Messenger RNA from Dreissena polymorpha, 5749 nucleotides. RefSeq lists its product as uncharacterized. The coding region runs from base 405 to 5393 and encodes 1662 amino acids. NCBI's taxonomy places the organism in Eukaryota, Metazoa, Mollusca, Bivalvia, Myida, Dreissenidae. The transcript is spliced from 6 exons. The record is from RefSeq and is a predicted model, not a curated record.